AAUCAGUUGCAACUUUCACGCCAAUUUGAUUCAUCGUCGGGGAGAUCUCCUAGUGGAGGCAUAGCAUAGGGCUUUCUCCUCUCCCAUCGCUCGGCCGGUCCAAUGGCCACUGACUCUUCCUGCCCCGUCGAGUUCUUCCACCGCGGCGGCGGCGACGGCCAAUGGUGCAGCCUCGGCGCCGCCUACGCCGCCGUCCGGGUCCUCCGCCCGCAGGGCCACUCCCUCGUCAUGUACACCGGUCCCGACGACCAGCCCCACCAGCGGAUCCUCUUCGCAUACCCGAUCCUCCCUGGCGACGCCUUCGAGAGGCUGGACGGGUCCACGCUCUCCUGGGCGGGGCAAGGCUCCGGCGAUGAGUUCGCUCUCUGCUUCCGCGACGAGGCCGCCUGCGCAGCGGUCUGCGGCGCCAUCUCCCCGGUGACGACGGCGCUUGCAGCCCUGGACGACAUCGCUGACAGGCUCGAGGGGUUGCGAGUGGCCGCGGCGGAUGGGGGCGCCACCGCCGCCGGAGGGGACAUCGCUUGUCGGCUCGCACAGCUUAGCUUAGCCCGCGGGCCAUGAACUGGGUUACCCGGAGAAUUGAAACCAGCCAGAUCAAGUAGGUUUUUGCCAUAACACCGUCGUGUUGGUUGAAUCAACUCUAUACUACUCACUCUGUUCCGAAUUACUUGUCUCGGAUAUGGAUGUAUCUAGAACUAACAUACAUCUAGAUACAUCCAUUUCUACGACAAGUAAUUCCGAACGGAGGGAGUAGUAAUAAAAUUCUGCAAACUUUUCUUCAGCAGUUUACAUCGCUUUGUUCCAAAACUGCAAUUGUUAACGCAACAGAUGGAAAGAUUGCAGACUA
Molecule: messenger RNA, 847 nt
Organism: Triticum aestivum (bread wheat)
Lineage: Eukaryota; Viridiplantae; Streptophyta; Magnoliopsida; Poales; Poaceae
Exons: 1
Coding region: 103-561 (152 amino acids)
Source: RefSeq, a predicted model, not a curated record